Messenger RNA from Aspergillus wentii DTO 134E9, 2272 nucleotides. RefSeq names its product putative acyl-CoA dehydrogenase. The record is from RefSeq and is a predicted model, not a curated record. Gene Ontology annotation, molecular function: flavin adenine dinucleotide binding; oxidoreductase activity, acting on the CH-CH group of donors. The coding region runs from base 394 to 2022 and encodes 542 amino acids. The transcript has 4 exons. Lineage: Eukaryota; Fungi; Ascomycota; Eurotiomycetes; Eurotiales; Aspergillaceae.
CCAGGACGGCCCUUGGAUGGCUUCUGGCUGGGACGCAGACUCAGCUGGUUUGGCACAUGUGAACGACCUGACUGCUAUCAGAAGCGCAGUGGUGGGCUGUUAAUUCACCGAGGGCGAUCGCUGCUGUCGGUUUCUAAUACACAGUCCUAACCACCCCAUUUACCUACCUGCUUUGGACUGCUCCGAGAGUGAUCGAUGAUCGCAUUCUUGUAUCCAUUUAUUUUUUUUUCACGCCAGUACUGUAAUAGAAUAAAUUCCGGUUGUGACGGGUCCUGUUCCAGUCUUAUAUCUAUCUCUCUUAUACCCCAGACUUUCUCUUCUCUUCUCUCUUCCCCUCUACCCCAUACCCCUUUGUCUAUCUCUGCGCAUUCUUUCUCUUAGGCCCAAUCCAUCAUGUCUAAAACCUUCUCCAAAGAAGACGUCUCGUCGCAUAGCAAACCAGACAACCUCUGGGUUAUUAUCGAUGAGGACGUUUACGAUUUGACUAACUUCCAAGAUGAACACCCAGGUGGAAAGAAGAUUCUUGCACGAAUGGGUGGAAAGGAUGCAUCGAAACAGUUCUGGAAAUAUCACAACGAAGGAAUCUUGAAGAAGUACAAGAGCAAGCUGCAGAUUGGGUCGUUGAACACCAAGAAGGUGGAAGAAGCGCCAGCACCUGCGCCGGCUAAGGAGGCAGCUCCUAAGCCGCAGGCUGCUGCUGCUGUUGAUCUCCCAAACAAAACCUCCGAGCCUCAGGAGCCUUUCGGUGAACUGAUUCCUUUCUCCGAUCCUGCAUGGUACCACGGUUAUCACUCUCCCUACUUCAACGAGACCCAUUCCGCACUUCGCGCAGAGGUCCGACAAUGGGUUGAAUCCGAGAUCGAGCCGUACGUGACCGAGUGGGAUGAGGGCAAGGAAGUGCCCGCUUCAGUUUAUAAGCAGAUGGGUGAAAGAGGUUACCUGGCAGGUCUGCUGGGUGUCAAAUAUCCCGUCCAGUACACCCCUCAUAGAGUCCAGUCCGUUGCACCAGAGAACUGGGAUCUUUUCCACGAAAUGCUUCUUACAGAUGAACUGUCGCGCUGUGCCAGUGGUGGUCUGGUCUGGAACUUGGUUGGUGGUUUUGGCAUUGGUUGCCCGCCACUGGUCAAGUUUGGUCAGAAGUCUCUCGUGGAUAGAAUCCUUCCUGGCAUUCUCGCUGGCGAGAAGCGCAUCUGCCUUGCUAUCACCGAGCCCGAUGCUGGUAGCGAUGUUGCCAACUUGACCUGUGAGGCGAAGUUGACACCCGAUGGCAAGCAUUACAUUGUCAACGGUGAGAAGAAAUGGAUCACCAACGGUUGCUGGUCGGACUACUUCACCACUGCUGUUCGUACCGGCGGGCCCGGUAUGGAGGGUAUCAGUGUUCUUCUCAUUGAGAGAGAGGCCGGUGGAGUUAGCACCAGACGAAUGGACUGCCAAGGUGUCUGGAGCAGUGGUACCACCUAUGUGACCUUCGAGGAUGUGAAGGUGCCUGUGGAGAACGUCAUUGGAAAGGAGAACAAGGGAUUCAAGGUGAUCAUGACCAACUUCAACCACGAGAGAAUGGGAAUUGUGAUCCAGUGCGUCCGGUUCGCCCGUGUUUGCUAUGAAGAGUCGAUGAAGUACGCCCACAAGCGUAAGACCUUUGGAAAGAGGCUCAUCGACCACCCGGUCAUCCGUAUGAAACUGGCCCAUAUGGCUCGUCAAAUCGAGGCCACUUACAACUGGAUGGAGAACAUGAUCUACCAGUGCCAGUUCAUGGAAGAGACCGAAGCGAUGCUCAGACUUGGUGGUGCUAUUGCCGGUCUCAAGGCCCAGUCCACCCAGACUUACGAGUACUGUGCGCGUGAGGCCAGUCAGAUCUUCGGCGGUCUAAGUUACAGCCGUGGCGGCCAAGGUGGCAAGAUCGAAAGACUCUACCGCGAUGUCCGUGCCUAUGCCAUUCCUGGUGGAAGUGAGGAAAUCAUGCUUGACUUGAGUAUGCGCCAGAGUUUGCGUGUGCACAAGAUUUUUGGAAUGAAGCUUUAAUGCUUCUGCCGUCUUCCCUUCUCCUUGGAUAUAAAAUCUGUCUUGAUCUACCAGUGAAUUUGGUCGAUAUUCAGAGAUGUUGAAUGAUCUUUUGUACUAUAUAUCCUAUUUAGCAUUACUUGGACAGCUCUUCUUUUUUGGAAAUAUGAUCGACUUUAAACAUGUUAAAUAUAAUGUUCUGGCUGGUAACUAUCAAUAUCUACGCUAGAAUUGAUCGCGGAUAUUAUCAACAACCAGGCAAAUGUCUAAC